Messenger RNA from Pygocentrus nattereri (red-bellied piranha), 1822 nucleotides. RefSeq names its product dehydrogenase/reductase (SDR family) member 3b (gene dhrs3b). The transcript has 6 exons. Gene Ontology annotation, molecular function: oxidoreductase activity, acting on the CH-OH group of donors, NAD or NADP as acceptor. Gene Ontology annotation, cellular component: lipid droplet. The record is from RefSeq and is a predicted model, not a curated record. NCBI's taxonomy places the organism in Eukaryota, Metazoa, Chordata, Actinopteri, Characiformes, Serrasalmidae. The coding region runs from base 498 to 1406 and encodes 302 amino acids.
AGUAUAUGUGUGUGUGUGUGUGUGUGUGUGUGUGUGUGUGUGUGGGGAGGGGACGCAGAGGGCAGUCGAAAACAACCCCUCACUAAACACUCUGUGGGGAGAAGCUGUCAGUCAGGAUUAAUGGGCAGUUUAAAACUCCGCUCCGAGCCGCAGGCCGUGUCAGUCAGGGCUGAGGUGACUAGCCGUAGCUUUAGCCCGCAUUACACCUCACACACUUGUCGCUGCGAGUCCUCAGCUCGAGCGGCAGGGUCCAAACCCUCCUGCCUGCUCGCCUCUUCCGAUAUCUGAGGGAUUUUCCCAGCUUUUUAACACAUAAAGCGGCGGAAAGAAGAUGCUACGUGAUCAGCGGCUGGAGAAAAACGACAACAACAACAACAAACAAGCGCUCGAGUGUCAGCGCUGAAGCCUCGGUUCACUCCCGAGCAAAACGAGUUAAAAAGCCGGUGACUGAGUGAGCAGGAGCCGGGGGCUUCAGUCGAGUCCUGUCACCGUCUGAAAUGGAUGUGAGGGCGGUGGGCUGCGUGCUGCUUUUGCCCCUCCAGAUCCUCUACCACACGCUGAGGGCGGGCGUGCGGCUCCUGCUGCCCGGCAGAAGGAGAGACCUGAGCGGGGACGUGGUGCUGAUCACCGGGGGUGGACGGGGCAUCGGUCGUCACCUGGCUAAGGAGUUCGCCAAGUGUGGAGCUAAGAAGCUGAUCCUCUGGGGCCGCACUGAGAAGUGCCUAAAGGAGGCAUGUGAGGAGAUGAACCUCAUGGGAACCGAGUGUCACUACUUCGUAUGUGAUGUGGCCAACAGAGAAGAAGUAUACAAACAAGCCAAGGUGGUACGAGAAAAGGUUGGGGACGUCACCAUCCUGGUCAACAAUGCAGCAGUGGUGCAUGGGAAGAGUUUGAUGGACAGCGACGAUGACGCCCUCUUGAAGUCACAGCACAUAAACACAAUGGGACAGUUCUGGACCACAAAAGCAUUCCUGCCUCGCAUGCUGGAGCUGCAGAAGGGCCAUGUUGUCUGUGUGAACUCCAUCCUCUCUCUGUCACCCAUACCUGGUGCAAUAGACUACUGCACCUCCAAGGCUUCAUCGCUGGCCUUCAUGGAGAGUCUGACCCUCGGCCUAUUGGACUGCCCUGGCGUAGGCUGCACCACCGUGCUCCCCUUUCAUACCAACACAGAGAUGUUCCAGGGCAUGAGAGUGAGGUUCCCCAAACUCUUCCCACCCCUCAAGCCAGAAGUGGUUGCACAAAGGACAGUGGAUGCAGUCCGGACCAACACAGCCUUCGUCUACCUUCCAUGGACCAUGCAUGCGCUGGUUAUCCUCAAAAGCAUCUUACCUCAGAGUGCUCUAGAGGAGAUCCACAAGUUCUCAGGAACCUACACGUGCAUGAACACCUUCAAGGGACGGACAUAAGAACCACGCCUGCAUGCAGGAAGUUCUGUCUAUCGAUGAAGAUGGAGUGCAUUACACCUCUACGUGCCGGACACGACUGGUGACGAUGGACAGUUCACGAAACAGUGAGCCAGUUGUCCUUUUCUAGAGACACUGAAUGGAUGACAAACAAUGGGAUGAUGUGGAACAUUGCAACAAAUGUUGUCCAGACUGCUGGACUGGCCUCUGGUCAGCUUUGACCCAUGUGUGUUUUUCAUGAUUGAACUUUUAACCGCUCAGCUACUCCAUGGACAGACUGGCCAGAACACAGAGGAGCCUCAGUCACCGCUGUACUGGAUUCGUACUUAACUUUUUCUUUUAACAGCCUGUUUUUAUUUCUUUAACAAACUAAUGUCACUGUAAAUUCAACAUUUGAAUAAAAUGCAGUUUUUGAGAAA